AGUGAACGUGGAACACUCAUCUUGGACAAGACUACUGGCAGCAUUCGUACAAUCAGGUGCACGUACGUGAACUGGCUUGAGAAUUCGACAUAAAUCUCUAUGAAUAAAUGAUGUCGAAUCUGCUAUGCUUCUCUAUUCUUAUAUUAGCAACUUUAUUUGUGCCUGUCUUACCAUCAUUCGCAAAUCUAGCAAAGAUGAUACUUGAUGUUCUAAAAGUCAAUCCUUUCAAGUACUAUGGCUAUGGAUGUUACUGCGGUCCGUUCACUGGACACAUAACUGAUCCCCCAGUCGAUGCGGUUGACGAGUGCUGUUUACUUCAUGAUCACUGCUACAGCGAUACAAAAAAGGAUUGCGGAUGGAAAAUCUGGCGAUAUGCCACGGACUACAGCUGGACUUUUGAUCAGAAAACCAAAAAAAUCGAAUGUACAUCAUGGAAAUGGAGAACAUGCGCUCGAGCACUGUGUGCAUGCGAUGUGAGACUUGUGAAAUGCCUCGCCUACAAAAGAUUAAUAAGAGGAAAGAAGAAAUGCACUAUUAACGAGUACGCUAAAAGAUGGAUGAAAGUUAAGGAUCUUCCACUUGAAGCUUGGUAUAACCAAUCUUUGUAUUAUUACUACAUGACUAGUGGUAAAUACCGGCGUCCAUAAUUUUGCCUCUGUCUCCUCUUAUACUUUUUCUUCUUCCUCCUUUAUUUCUAUUUCUUUCUUUACAUCACUACUUGUCACUAGAUUCCACGUGGUUGCCAUUAGGUGUGUAAUUGGCUACAAGAUAAACAUUGUCGGCAAA
This is a messenger RNA of Cylicocyclus nassatus, 786 nucleotides long. The record is from the annotation of a GenBank genome assembly. NCBI's taxonomy places the organism in Eukaryota, Metazoa, Nematoda, Chromadorea, Rhabditida, Strongylidae.